Molecule: messenger RNA, 2092 nt
Organism: Plectropomus leopardus (leopard coralgrouper)
Lineage: Eukaryota; Metazoa; Chordata; Actinopteri; Perciformes; Serranidae
Gene: rassf7a
Product: Ras association domain family member 7a
Biological process (GO): signal transduction
Source: RefSeq, a predicted model, not a curated record
GGAGGAGGGGUGUAGACAGAGUGAGAGAGAGAAGCCUGGCAGUCUCUCAGAUCUUGGCUGUGGUGAGGACACCCAGGAGAAGUGCAUUCCUCAGGCAGCAAGCAAGGCAGUAAGAUAGAGCGGAGGAGCCGCGACAUCCUUUUAAAUCUCUCAGCGAAAGCGUCCGACUGCCUCUGACCUGCGGACUCUGGACUCGCAUACCUCUCUCUCACACACACACAGACUCACUCGUUGCCUCACACACCAGCCGCACAACCGGCUCUGCUGCUCUGUCUGAAGUAAAGGAUUUUCCCCUGAGAGAGGAAAGGAGACUGAAAGAAUCAAAAACACACAGAGGACAUAAAGACACAGAAGAGAAGGAGGAGAUCCUCUCAGUCGAGUCAGUGCCAUGCAGUGUUGAGUUGAGUGAAGCCAAGCUGAAGUGAUCUGUUUUGAGGCCCAUCUUACCUCUCACCCUGUCCUGCUCGGUCCCAGAUGGAGCUCAAAGUGUGGGUGGACGGAGUGGUGCGGGUCGUUUGCGGCCUGUCUGAGGAGACGUCUUGCCAGGAUGUAGUCAUCGCUCUGGCCCAGGCCAUUGGUCAGACAGGCCGUUAUGUUCUGAUUCAGCGUCUUAGGGAUACAGAGAGGCAGCUGUUGGCUACAGAGAAGCCUCUGGAGUCUCUGGCUAAGUUAGGUCAACAUGGCAGUGAAGUUCAGUUCUUCCUUCGCCGUACGGGUCCUAGCAGCAGUGACGUACCGAACUCAAAACAGGACAGACCAACUCCACCCCCUCUGCCCAAGCAUCCUGAGCCAGAGCCCUUGAAACGCAGCCAGCCUAAGAAAGCACUCACCUUUAACCUGGGGCCAUCCACAUCACCUAAAACCAAAGCCAAACAGUUUAAAAGGUCUCCUCGGGACUCUCCAGAGCAAAGAACCUCCCCCUCCCCUUCUCCUAGCCCUAUAUCCCCUCAUGUGCCAUCCCCAUCUCCGUCACCACCUAUAGGCCCAUCCAAAGAGGAAGUCUUUAGGAAGGUUCUUCAGCAACAGGAGAGACUGAGGGCGAUGGAGACCCAGCUAGAAGCCCUAGAGAGGGAGUCGCAUAAUUGGGAGCGUCCUUACCCAUCUCCAUGUCCCUCGCCAGUUUCUGACGCUCGCUUGCAAGAAGAGAUGGAUGCUCUGGAGCAAGCGGUGCGGAGGAACCAGGCUGAGCUUUCCCACGAGCAGUUCUGGGAGGAGGAGCUUCAGGCAGAGGUGGAGAGGGAGCGAGGGAUGAGGAGGAAGCUUGGGGAGCUUCAUGCCAAGCUCGAUGACUGCGGACGGCGUCUCCACGAGUUCUCUGUUCGCUCUGCUCAGCUGGAGCAAGAGAUCCAGCGGGAAAGUCAGUCAGAGGGGAAAGCAGGCAGACCCGAGGAAUCCCUUGAAGCUGUGAAGGUGGAGCUCCAGAGCCGGGAGGCUCAGGGAACAGAGCUGGAGGAGCAGCUAUCUGAGACUGACAAGGCUCUGGGGAAGGCAGAGUCUCUGAUGCAGGCCAAACAGGAGGAGUUGGAGGAGUUGAAUAAGGAGCUGAGGCAGUGUAACCUUCAGCAGUUUAUCCAACAGACAGGUGUCCUGCCAGCGCACACCCACUCACGCACGGAGUUUCAGGAGCAACUGGAGCAGUUAGAACUGGCACAUCUUCUACAGGAUGGAUACAGGAAUGGAAGUCCCAGUGUAACUCAAGUGGAAUCGCCGCCUCGCCCCACUGCCAAACAGUUCCUGGGACAUCCACGCAACCUGCAAAACCCUCUAGUGUCCAGUCUCAACCCUGAGGUCCUGACAUCCCGAGAGUCGUCAUGGAGAUAAAACAUGGACCGCAGGGCCAAAGGAAAGUUGUUCACUGUUCUGUCACCGUCACCUCUUAUUUAACCCCUUUCUUUGUAACUCAUUAUUUAAUCCGCCAUGAUAUACAUACUGUAUAUACAUAAGACAAAUAUAUUUACAGAGUUUUGCUACUGUAAGCACUGCAAGGUAUCUGUAUGAAAUGUAAAAUAAUUUAGAAACCUUUUACUUAGAGCAAUUAUUACUAUUACUGUGUAUUUAAAUAUAAUAAACAUGUGCAUUGUGUUUUAGAUAA